AUGUCGUCCUCGAAGUCACCCGCAGACAAUCCCGCCAUCAUACCCGAUCCCAACCAGAACGGCUCCAUCAUCCGCAAAGCCUUCCUCCUCGAAGCCAUCGCUAACCUCUUCACAAUUCCGCUCAUAUCAAAUACGCGCUUUAUCCUGUCUCUCUUGCUCUUGCAUCCCUCCGACAUCAACCCGGCUUCCAUCCUAUUCGCACGACUCUUCGGCGGCAUCAUCGUCGGAGGCCUGACGUCCGCGUUGCUGAUCGGUGCUACCAAUAGCUGGAAUGGAAUCGAAUUCCGCAGGACGACGUAUGUUUUGUUGGGCCUCGGGGAGGCGUUCUUGAUUCCGAUGCUGGCGUUGGAAGCGGCGAAGGGAGGGAGGGACGCGGCGUUGAGUACGACGGUCGCUGUUGGUAGCAUUGGAUUGCUGCUGCCACCGCUGAUGUGGCGAGGCUACUUUUUAUUCGUGAGGCCGGAUUUUAUCAUGCUUUGGGAUCGAUCUUUUGAACCCAUUACAAUCAUACAUUUAAUCGACUGUCGGUAG
Molecule: messenger RNA, 531 nt
Organism: Paraphaeosphaeria sporulosa
Lineage: Eukaryota; Fungi; Ascomycota; Dothideomycetes; Pleosporales; Didymosphaeriaceae
Exons: 1
Coding region: 1-531 (176 amino acids)
Source: RefSeq, a predicted model, not a curated record